This is a messenger RNA of Rotaria sp. Silwood1, 747 nucleotides long. The record is from the annotation of a GenBank genome assembly. NCBI's taxonomy places the organism in Eukaryota, Metazoa, Rotifera, Eurotatoria, Philodinida, Philodinidae.
AUGCAAGCCUACGGUCGUUAUGAUUUUAAUGCAACGGCCAAUGAUGAACUUAGUUUUCAAAAAGGAGCUGUACUCAAAGUACUCAAUAUGGAAGAAGAUAUGAAUUGGUAUAAAGCUGAAUUAAAAGGACAAGAAGGUUAUGUACCAAAGACUUAUAUUGAAAUGGCUCCUCAUUUUUGGUUUCAUGGUAGUUUAACGCGUGCUGAAGCCGAAAAAAUUCUUCUUCAAAAAGAUUCAAAUACUCAACGAUAUCAACAACCUGAUGGUGCAUUUCUUGUGCGUAUGUGUGAAUCAUCACCUGGUGAUUUUUCACUUUCAGUCAAAUGUCAAGAUCAGGUUCAACAUUUUAAAGUGUUACGUGAUGGUAUGGGUAAAUAUUUUCUAUGGGUUGUUAAAUUUGAUUCUAUUAAUGAAUUAAUUGAUUAUCAUCGUACAACUUCAGUUAAUCGUGGACAAAAUUUAUUACUCAAAGAUAUGGCUUCAGAACAAACAUCAUCAUAUAAUCAUAAGAAUACUCAAAGAACAAUACAAAAUUUUCAAUCACAACCAUCAGUUCCUUCAGCACCAUCAGUUGAUGAUCAAACAUAUGUAGCUGCAUAUGAUUUUCAACCACAAGAAGAAGGUGAAAUCGAAUUGAGACGUGGUGAUCGUAUUCGAAUGUUAGAUCAAAGUGAUGCGAAUUGGUGGAAAGGCGAAGUUCGUGGUAAUGUUGGUCUUUUUCCUGCAACUUAUGUUCGACCUUUGUAA